GAGAGGCUGAGGGACGCGCCCUGAGGGGAGUGGGGGAGGGGCGCUGGCCACCUCAGGCGAUUUGGGGCGGCUCCAUUGUGAGGUUGGGCUGUGGGCCUCUUGUGAGGUCACUGGGCUCUACAUCCUGAGGCGAGACUAGUGGCCCAACGGCUAGCUGGGUUUGUUCAGGCUUUGAAAAGAAGAAAUCUUCAGUCAGCACCUGGGAGCCUGACGAAGGCGAAACCAGCAUCCUCGAAGGCGGAAACCGUCGACGUUGUCGUGUUUGCCUCUCUGGGGCCUAUUUAAAAGAGCCUGACUGUAACUACUGGUAGCCAAGACUUGAGUGAUUGCUUUCGACAGAAGUAGGUAAAUUUCCAGGUUGGUAAGUUUUAAUUCUGAAAAACCUAGAAGGAUUGAAAGAAAGGAAAGAAGAAGAAGAAGAAAACAACUCUGGAAGCACCUAAAGAUGAAGCCAUAAUAAACUGCCAGAUCAAGAACCACCUGCAUUUGAUUGAGAUCGUCGGAACUGAGCUAUCAAAACUAAAUGCUGGACACUGCGUAGGACUGCGAGAGAUCACCAGUACGUUUAAAGAAGACAUCCGUUGCCAUUGAAGACCUCUCGAUAUUUUAGAUCGUCCCUAGGUAGCUUUGUUUAGGUGUGGAUAGGCGUAAUCGAAACGAAUCCCAAGAAAACCUCUAGGGUUAGAAACUAGUUGGUAAAAGACUGGAGACCUCAUUGCAGCCAUGGCCUUCACAAAUUACAGCAGUCUGAAUCGAGCUCAGCUAACGUUUGAGUAUCUGCACACAAAUUCAACCACUCAUGAAUUCUUGUUUGGUGCUCUCGCUGAACUGGUUGACAAUGCGAGAGAUGCAGAUGCCACCAGAAUAGAUAUUUAUGCAGAAAGGCGAGAAGAUCUCCGAGGAGGGUUUAUGCUUUGCUUUUUGGAUGAUGGAGCAGGAAUGGAUCCAAGUGAUGCUGCCAGCGUGAUCCAGUUUGGGAAGUCGGCCAAGCGGACACCAGAGUCCACUCAGAUUGGGCAGUACGGGAAUGGGCUCAAAUCGGGCUCAAUGCGCAUUGGAAAGGAUUUUAUCCUUUUCACCAAGAAGGAAGACACCAUGACCUGCCUCUUCCUGUCUCGCACCUUUCACGAGGAGGAGGGCAUUGAUGAAGUGAUCGUCCCAUUGCCCACCUGGCAUGCUCGGACCCGGGAGCCCGUCACAGAUAACGUGGAGAAGUUUGCCAUCGAGACAGAGCUCAUCUACAAAUACUCGCCCUUCCGCACAGAGGAGGAAGUGAUGUCCCAGUUCAUGAAGAUUCCUGGGAACAGCGGGACGCUGGUGAUCAUUUUUAAUCUGAAACUCAUGGACAAUGGAGAGCCGGAGCUGGACAUCAUCUCCAAUCCGAGAGAUAUCCAGAUGGCAGAGACCUCUCCGGAGGGCACGAAGCCAGAGCGGCGCUCAUUCCGAGCCUACGCCGCUGUGCUCUAUAUCGAUCCCCGGAUGAGGAUCUUCAUUCAUGGGCACAAGGUGCAGACCAAGAGGCUCUCCUGCUGCCUGUAUAAACCCAGGAUGUACAAGUACACAUCAAGCCGGUUCAAGACCCGUGCGGAGCAGGAGGUGAAGAAGGCAGAGCACGUGGCUCGGAUUGCUGAAGAGAAGGCCCGGGAGGCAGAGAGCAAAGCUCGGACGUUGGAAGUGCGCCUGGGCGGAGACCUCACCCGGGAUUCUAGGGUGAUGUUGCGACAGGUCCAGAACACAGCCAUUACCCUGCGCAGAGAAGCCGACGUCAAGAAGAGGAUCAAGGAGGCCAAGCAGCGCGCCCUGAAAGAACCUAAGGAGCUGAACUUCGUUUUUGGUGUCAACAUUGAACACCGGUACCUGGACGGUAUGUUCAUCUACAAUUGCAGCCGCCUGAUCAAGAUGUAUGAGAAAGUGGGUCCACAGCUGGAAGGUGGCAUGGCAUGCGGAGGAGUUGUGGGGGUUGUUGAUGUGCCCUACCUGGUCCUGGAGCCAACACACAACAAACAGGACUUCGCAGAUGCCAAGGAGUACCGGCACCUAUUGCGGGCCAUGGGGGAGCACCUGGCGCAGUACUGGAAGGACAUUGCCAUUGCCCAGCGAGGAAUCAUCAAAUUCUGGGAUGAGUUUGGUUACCUGUCUGCCAACUGGAACCAGCCCCCAUCCAGUGAGCUGCGUUACAAACGCCGGAGAGCUAUGGAAAUCCCAACUACCAUCCAGUGUGACUUAUGUCUGAAGUGGAGGACCCUCCCCUUCCAGCUGAACUCCGUGGAAAAAUAUUACCCUGACACUUGGAUCUGCUCCAUGAACCCCGAUCCUGAGCAGGACCGGUGUGAGGCUUCCGAACAGAAGCAGAAGGUCCCCUUGGGGACAUUCAAAAAGGACUUAAAGACACAGGAAGAGAAGCAGAAGCAGCUGACAGAGAAAAUCCGCCAGCAGCAGGAGAAGCUGGAGGCCCUUCAGAAAACCACACCUAUCCGCUCCCAAGCUGACCUGAAGAAGCUGCCCUUGGAAGUGACCACCAGACCUCCGUCUGAGGAACCUGUGCGGAGACCUCAGCGUCCGCGCUCACCCCCGUUACCUGCUGUGAUCAAGAAUGCCCCGAGCAGACCUCCUUCCCUGCAGCCACCCAAACCAGCCAGCCAGCCCCGCAGGGCUCCCCUCGUCAACAACCCGCCCAAGCCGCCUGUGGUGGCAGCCCGGGAGGAGGCCAGUACAUCCAGGGUGCUGCAGCCACCUGAGGCACCUCGACGGCCUGCAGCCACUCCAGCCAAGACUGCGCCCCGGCCUGCCCAUCUGGUGCAGCCGCUGCCACCAUCAGUGCCGCCCAGCCCUAAGACCCCUCGGGAGGUCCCUGCUACCAGAGCCACCAGGACUGCGGCAGUGAAGAAGCCAGAGCCUCCUGUUAAACCUCCUGCCCCGGCUGCCGCUGGCCGGAAGCGCAAUUUGGGGGUUUCCGAUGAGGAAGAAGUUGAGGAAGAAGCUGAGAAGAAGAGAGAGAGGUUCAAGCGGGGUAGAUUCACCGUGAAGGAGGAGAAGAAGGACUCGAAUGAGCUCUCAGACAGCGCUGGAGAAGAAGACCUGGCUGACCUCAAGAGGGCUCAGAAAGAUAAAGGAUUGCAUGUAGAGGUGCGUGUGAACAGGGAGUGGUACACAGGCCGUGUGACAGCCGUGGAGGCGGGCAAGCAUGUGGUGCGAUGGAAGGUGAAGUUUGACUACGUGCCCACAGACACAACACCAAGAGACCGCUGGGUGGAGAAAGGCAGUGAGGAUGUGCGGCUGAUGAAACCCCCUUCCCCUGAGUAUCAGAGCCCUGACACACAACAGUUGGGUGGAGAGGAAGAGGAGGUUGUAGUGGCUGAGCAGGCCGUAGCCAUGGCAGAGCCCUCUACCUCUGAGUGUAUCCGCAUUGAGCCUGAUACCACUGCACCAAACACCAACCAUGAGACCAUUGACCUACUUGUCCAGAUCCUUCGGAAUUGUUUACGUUACUUCCUGCCGCCAAGUUUCCCCAUCUCUAAGAAGGAGCUGAGUGUCAUGAAUUCGGAUGAACUGAUCUCUUUCCCUCUGAAAGAGUACUUCAAGCAGUAUGAGGUCGGGCUGCAGAACCUGUGCAAUUCCUAUCAGAGCCGUGCCGAUUCGCGGGCCAAGGUGUCAGAAGAGAACCUGCGAACAUCUGAGAGGAAACUCCGCGAGACCGAGGAGAAGUUACAGAAGCUGAGGACCAACAUCGUGGCUCUCCUGCAAAAGGUGCAGGAGGACAUAGACAUCAACACAGACGACGAGCUGGAUGCCUACAUUGAAGACCUCAUCACCAAGGGGGACUAAAUUUAGGGCCGGGAGCCCAGACAUCAGCUCCCCUACUUACCUGCCCCUCAACACAGCAGCUUUCUGGGGGUGGGGGUGAUCAUUCAUGGAUUGCGGACUUACCUUGGUUUGAUUCACAUGGGACAUUUGUGCUUUUGGAGGGAAAGUUACUCUUGAUUCUUUGAAUCUUCCUCCCUAAGUUUAUAAAUAUUUAUUUUUUAAAAGAAACAAGAUGCUGUGGCUGCUGUGAAACCAUACAUUUUUGGUGUGACUCUUGGGCAGAAGGACAGAGAUUUUUUCCCAUUUUUGCCACACCAGGUUGCCAAGCCUGAGCCAUUUGAAACUCCUGGCAUCUCAAGAUGGUGGUGAGGCCAGUGCCAUCUUGAAGCUGGCCAAGCUCCAAAGGCAGGAACCUCCCAAGUAUCCUUCCCCGAGGACAAGCACUGUAGUCAUCUCUGAGAUGGAGUGGAGCGUGGGGAGGCCACAACCCGCCCAGGGUGGCAUUCCCCACAGUGGCUCAGAAGCAGGAGAACCCACAAGUGGGCUGUGCUUAUGGCAGGUGUAGUGUUGGAGGGCCUCUCCUUCUUACAGCUCCCCUGUCUCAGGAAAAUGAGGGACUGGAAGUAAGCCCAAGCAGCUGAGAGCCAUCUUGGCUGUGGCCCUGUCCCCAACAGCUUGGAGCUCAGCCUGUCCCAUCCACCACCCAAGUUGUCUCUGAAAGAACGACUUCCAUGUUUAACCUUGGAAUGAAGUCUCUUGCCUUGGUGAACUCAAGCCCAGGUUGAGGAAUAAACAGAUCCAACUCUGGUCAGGUCUUUGACCUGGCUAGCACACUGAAUGUCUGAACUCCAAAGAAUUCCUCAGGGAAGGAGCUUGUGUGUGACGUCACCCCGGUGCUGAGCUGGCAGAGGCUCUCAGGUGCUGCUGGUCGACCUGGAGCACUGCUGUGGCUUUUCCUACUUGCCUUUGCCGGGUACCCCUCCAGUCCCUGCCCCCGCCCCAGCCACCUUGCAGUCCCUCCUCUGGAGCCAGUGGGUGGGUGGGGGAGUCAGGGAUUCCCAACCACAGAGACUGCAGAGGCAACUCUGUGGGAAGCAGCCCUGGCCUUCCCCAUCCAGUCACAGCUGCGGAAGGCUGUGUGUCUCCAGCAACCAACUUCUCAGGGUCAAAGACAAAAGGCAAGACUUGCUGAGUUUUUACUGUAAUGGCUACAGGAGAAUUCUGGGUCCAUUAGUUCCAACUCUCAUCCCACUCCUACUUGGAUUUUUGAAGGCACAGAACUAUGACCUUCUAUGAUUGGUCUGAUGCAAAACCCCUUGGGUGAAUUUCCAGCGUCUACCAAUUCCAGGCCAGCUGUGGCCUCCCUGCCACCCCCUGACAUCUGCCAAAGACUGGAAAGCAGAGCCCGAUGCUGGUCCCUUGUAGUUGGAGAUCUUUCCCCACUUGGCGUGCAUGGCCGGAGCACCUGAGACUGAUGACAUCUGGGAUUUCCCAGAUCACAACCCCAGGAGAGCGUCCCUUGGGCGGGGAGGGGCUCGCCUCUGGAAAGAUCCUGCAAGAGUCUGGGUAUUCCUUGAGAGCUGGUGGUUCUUGCCCCUCUUGGCUCUGUUGGUUCCAGGCAGCAUGUGGUCCAUUAUUGUUCCCAAAACCUGUUCUAACCUGAAAGAAAGUUGAUUCUGCGUUUUUACCAGUGGGCAGUAACUCAGUUUUUAAAUUUAUAUACAUGUAAUCGAACUGUAAUAUUAUACCGAACCCCCCAGGUACAGUCUUUUCUUUUUCAGUAAAAUUGAGCACUUCUUUCCUUCCUUUCUACUACUGUGGCGUCUCUGUCUUCAGUCUGUAGGGAAAGACCGAAUUUCCUCCGUUUUAGCUUCAGCCUGUGGCUGUGCCCACUCUGUCAGUCUAACUGCAGCUCUGUGGGAUGCAGCCUGUAUCCCCGGCACCCUCACAAGCAGGGUUCCCCCACUCUGCUUUUCCUGGGCAUGCCUCAUGGGGAGCUACCGAUGACCUGGAAGAGAGUGUGGUUGGUGUGUGAUAGCAAGAUACUGAGGACACGCAGCAGCCGCCACCCUCACUUCAGAGCGUUAAAUGGGAUACAGGCCCAUGGCGAAAGUUCAGACAGUACGAAGGGCUGGACCUCAAAGAGCAAGAUUCUGUCUUCCUACCUGGUCCCCAAGUUAUCAGCAUAGCCAUCCUGCGUGCUUCCACUCAUCCACUCUUGCCUUUCUGCCGGUUUCUCAAGUAGCCUGCCUUGAAACCUGUUUCUAAAUAGCACAUUUUAUGAGUCUGUUUGGUUCUCAACAAAGUACAUUUUAUUGAUUUGGAUGUAUUGUUAUUUAAAAUCAAUUUAACAUUUGGACUAACAUUUUAUGAAAAACGCCAUGAUGAAAGUGUGUGCUGUCUUGCUUCUAUACAUAGUUUAAAGGAAAUGUCAGUGGGUAUGUUACUAGCUGUCACAGUGUGGGUAUUUGGUGCAAUGGCUGAGGUCACUUGGUUCAAAUCCUGGCUCCACUUGGAAUUCCAGCUUUCCAUACACACACACUCGGAGAGGCAGCAGUUCAGUCCCUGCCACUCAGGUGGAGACCUGGAUUGAGUUCAUGGCUCCUGGCUUUGGUCUGGCCUUGUCUUGACUGCUUUGGGCAUUGGGGAACUGAAUCAGUAGAUUGCUGUCGCUACACUUUCCUAUUACAUAGAGGUUCUUGCAGGUUCUGAGAGACACUCCUAGAUUCCAGAUAAGACUUUGAUUUCAACUCUUAACUAGCCCACCCCUCCGCACUGCUUGUCAGUAUAAAGAUAUUUUACCUACACUAAUCUGAAUGGUGAAAAGUGGUUCUUUUGACUUUCGUUUUAAGUGAAAAUGAAUAUCUGGCUCCGUU
This is a messenger RNA of Ochotona curzoniae (black-lipped pika), 6680 nucleotides long. RefSeq names its product MORC family CW-type zinc finger 2 (gene MORC2). The transcript is spliced from 26 exons. The coding region runs from base 724 to 3825 and encodes 1033 amino acids. Gene Ontology annotation, cellular component: nucleus. The record is from RefSeq and is a predicted model, not a curated record. Gene Ontology annotation, molecular function: zinc ion binding. NCBI's taxonomy places the organism in Eukaryota, Metazoa, Chordata, Mammalia, Lagomorpha, Ochotonidae.